AUGGCCACUGCAGAUGCUGCCGGCCCCGAUGGCCAGCCAAAGCCGGCUGCCGGGGAUGUCAUGCACGUCAUCGGCCACGGCCCAGCCAUCCUCCUGGAGGUCGUCAUGAGUGGUGCCGACAUCGUGGCCUACAAGGUGAGAUAUCCCGAUGGCACGCAGGACAGCGUCAUACCCGAGAAGGCCUUGCUCUGCGAGCGGAGGAAGGACGAGACGGUCGGCAGAUCCUCCAGCAGGAACUCGCAAGGCGGGCCCUCACGGGAUGGCUGCGAAAGCCAAGGCCUCGCUUCUCAGGGCUCUUGCGACAACCAGCAACCGCUGGCCGAGAGGGAAGGAAGCAGCAAUCUUCCCAUGCGACGCCUGCUGGCGAGCCCGCGGGGGCCACGUCAGUUGGAGUACCUGGGGCGCGCCUUCGAUGACGAAAGGCGCAACAUCGCAACUCCAUCUGCCACUUUUUCAUUGGUUGCCACAAUGGUCGGUCAGAUCCUCAGUACUGUUUCCAGACACUUGGUCUGGCAGAAGGGUGCCCCGGCCUGCUAUGUGGACAGCCAGACGAGGAUCCUGGGUCAUGACAACGUGGCCUUGGGCCCGAUCACUCCGCAGUACUGCGCGCAGCUGUGCGCGAACGGCAAGUUCGCGCUGGCCGGCACGGAGUUUGGGUCGGAGUGCUACUGCGGGGACGCGUUGAACACGCCGACCCCGCAGAAGUCCGCGAAUUGCAGCACGGCCUGCAACGGGGAUGGCCAGCAGCAGUGCGGAGGCUAUUGGUCCAUCGCCGUGUUCAAGGUGAACUGCUCGGGUUCGCCCGAGCCGCCGCCCAAGGGCCCGCCAAGGCUCGUGAACCCAUGCCUCGGCGACACGAAGUUCUCGAAGAUGCCCUUCUGCAACGCCUCCCUGGCCAUCGACGAGCGCGUGGCGGACGCCGUGAAGCGCAUGACCCUGAAGGAGAAGAUCGGGGCGCUUGGGACGGACACCCCGGCCAUCACCUCUCUGGGCCUGCCAAGGUACAACUGGUGGUCCGAGGCUUCCAGUGGGGUUGCGGAUGCUGGGAACUUGCAGACCACCAAGUUCCCUUACCCCAUCACCACCGGCAUGAGCUUCAACCGAAGCCUUUGGACGCUGGUGGGCCGCCAGAUCGGCCGGGAGGCACGCGCGGCGAUGAAUGUGGGACAAGCUUUCUCAAGCUUCUGGGCGCCCGUCAUCAACCUGGCGAGGGAGCCGCGCUGGGGGCGAAACAUCGAAACUCCGGGAGAGGACCCCUACCUCACAGGGGAGUACGCCGAGCACUUCGUCCGCGGCUUUCAGGAAGCGCCAGAAGACCCCUCCCACAUCCAGGCCAGUGCCUGCUGCAAGCACUACGUUGCCAACGAGAUGGAGAGCACCACCCAGCUCGAUGGGGAGCACCAGGAUCGUGAGCACGUGGACUCGGAGGUCUCCAUGCAGGACUUGGUUGACUCGUACAUGCGCCCAUUCCAGACCUGCGUGGAGAAGGGCCGCGUGACGUCUCUUAUGUGCAGCUACAACGCGGUGAACGGAGUGCCGUCGUGCGCGAAUGACUGGCUGCUGCAGACCGUUGCCCGCGACAACUGGGGCUUCGAUGGCUACAUCACCAGCGACUGCGAUGCUGACUCAGAUGUGUUCAACGCGCAUCAUUACACGGCAACCGCUGAAGAGGCCGUGAAGGCAGUUCUCCAUGCCGGCACUGAUGUGGACUGCGUGUCCUUUGUGCCCCAGAAUGCCCAGUCUGCCCUGGAUAAGCAGCUGAUCACAGAAGCGGAUAUUGACGCACGUUUGAAGAUGCUCUUCCGCGUCCGCAUGCGGCUGUCACACUUCGAUCCACGAGGGCCUCUCAACAGUAUCUCCACGAACGAAAUUUGCAGCGACUAUGCCUUGAAGCUGUCGCAGGACGCAGUUCGCCAGAGUGCGGUCCUGAUCAAGAAUCUGCAGGGCACGCUCCCGCUGGACAGUUCGACAGUGGGCACGGUGGCCGUGAUCGGGCCGAACACAAACCUCUCGCAGAGCGACGCUGGAUACUACGGUCCAAAGCAUCCCUGCGGAAAUCGGUUCUACACCCUCCUGGAUGCUCUGAGCAGCGGGGGGAAGGUCAAGACGGUCAGUGCGCCUGGGGUGCCGAGCGUCCUGUCUGAAGAUCAGAGCGGCAUCCCGGCGGCCGUGGAAGUGGCUCGGGGAGCCGACACCGUGGUGUUGGCAGUGGGAACUGACCUAACCUGGUCCGCGGAAGGUCACGAUGCAAAGAACAUCUCAUUCACGACGGCGCAGGCGACGCUCAUUCAGAAGGUCGCAGAAGCUGCCAAGAAGCCAGUGAUUCUGGUGACCAUGACUGCCACGCCGCUCGACUUGUCUGCAAUUCUGGCAAACCCGAAGAUCGGUGCAGUGCUGCACCUGGGACAGCCGAGUGUAGCCGUGCUGGGGGUGGCACCGAUCCUCUUUGGUGAGAGCUCACCUGCGGGACGGACCAUCCAGACGGUUUACAAGUCCUCCUACCAAGACCAGAUUUCCAUCUUCGACUUCGGUAUGCGCCCGGGCCCUUCCAAGUUUGCGCGCCCGGACUGUAGCGACCACAAUGUGAGCAGAUGCCCCAAAGGCGCCAAUCCGGGGAGGACCUACCGAUUCUACACUGGUGAGGCUGUCGUCCCCUUCGGUUUCGGGCUUUCGUACACCAGCUUCACCUACGCCAUCGUGAAGCAGCCUUCCGCACUGCCCCUGAACGCUCUUGGAGGCCUGCUGGGAAAGCUGAACGGCCCCAACCAGGUCUUCCCUCGCAGUAGGGAUGUGGAGGCUGCCAUGAUUGGCACUUCUUGGUCCAGAGCUGCUGAGUUCGUCGUCAAUGUCACCAACACGGGAAGCAGAGACGCCGACGACGUCGUCCUCGGUUUUCUCACCCCACCCUCUGCAGGUAAGGACGGCGUGCCCUUGAAGAUCCUUUUCGGAUUUCAGCGGGUUCAUGUCAAGUCCGGAGCCACUGCGACCGUCACACUCUACCCGUCCAUCAUGGACUUCACCCGCGUGUCCGUGGACGGACAAUUCGGCGUCCUCGCGGGGGAGUACGGCGUCCACUUCGGCGUGGCUGAGACCCAUGCCUUCGGCAUGGGCUACGUUGAGGGUCGACGUGUUGUAGGGGAGGAGACUCCAACAAGAUACUUUGUCUAG
Symbiodinium natans is the source of this 3168-nucleotide messenger RNA. The record is from the annotation of a GenBank genome assembly. NCBI's taxonomy places the organism in Eukaryota, Dinophyceae, Suessiales, Symbiodiniaceae.